Molecule: messenger RNA, 2057 nt
Organism: Quercus robur (English oak)
Lineage: Eukaryota; Viridiplantae; Streptophyta; Magnoliopsida; Fagales; Fagaceae
Product: protein NRT1/ PTR FAMILY 5.5
Exons: 6
Coding region: 128-1885 (585 amino acids)
Biological process (GO): transmembrane transport
Cellular component (GO): membrane
Molecular function (GO): transmembrane transporter activity
Source: RefSeq, a predicted model, not a curated record
AGUCAGAGUUUGUGAGGAGAGGGUCUUUUCAGUAUUUAAAAAAGUGAAGCCUUAUAAAAGUGCAUAUGAACAAAUAAACAAACCUAAUAGGAGAUUACAGUUCAUAAACAAUGUAAUCCAAACGUGGAUGCCUCACUGUUCUAGAUGGGAAACGGUCAAACGGAAACGUAUGAAAAGGGUUAAAAGUACUUCCAUUUCACCGUCGGGCCGCCUCAUUUACAAGGAACUCAGAAAUUUCCCUCUACGGUUUGUACAAUAUAGCUUCAACCCCACUUGUCCUUCCAGAAAGCUGAGGGUACUGGAGAACAUGGGAUCCUUUGUCAGAAUAACAGUUCUGGUAUGGGCUGACAUACUAACAGCUUAUGCCUUGUUUGUGAUGAUGACAUACUUGACAAAUGUCUGGAGUCUUACCAUUACCCAUGCUGCUGCAAUUGUGAAUGUGUUUACUGGUGUUGCAGCCAUAAUGCCUAUAGGCAUGACCUUCCUUGUUGAUGCUUUCAUGGGUGACUAUUGGAUGCUAUUGCACUCCAGUCUUGCUUUUAGCUUUGGGAUGGGUUCCUUGACAAUGUCAACACCACCUGUCCUUUCUGAUGUUGCUGCAGGCAACUGUGGUGCAUACAAGCCACUGAACCCAGAUUGCAUUGGCAAUACCCAAAAGGCUAUCUUCUAUACAGCGUUAGCACUUGUAGCUAUUGGCAUAUCUGGUCAUAUCACAUCCUUAGAGUCUUUCCUGAAACAACAACAAGAAGAUAAUUCAGAGCAGCUUAGGCCAUGGCAAGCGGCAGGCGGCUUGGGUGUGAUUCUUCUUCCAAUUGUUGCAUGUAUUGCACUUCCAAAUAUAAAGCCAUGGUUUGUCCAAUUUUUAAUACCAGCAGUAUGUACUGGAGUGGCAACUUUUCUAUUCACAACUGGCUCAUGUGUAUACAGAAAUUCUGCACCACAGGGGAGUCCUUUUACAACUGUAUGUAGGGUCUUUGUAGCCUCUGCUUCCAAGAUGUUUCAUCAUCUCCCACCAAAUGAUAAUCAGGUGCCUCACACCCGGAGUCUUAGGUGCCUCGACAAGGCUGCCAUUGUAGUCGAAACCCAAAAUCAGGAACAGAAUGAAAAAAAUAGAUGGACACUUUGCAGCCUAGCAGAGGUGGAGGAUACAAAAAGUGUAGUACGCAUGAUACCCAUGUGGAUGACCUUCAUCAUGUGUGGGGUUGUGAUCUCCAUAGGAAACACUUAUUUCAUAGAGCAAGCAAAGGAUAUGAAUCAAAAGGUCGGAAAAUGGAAGAUCCCUCUUCCCAUAUUUAAACUAUUCUAUGACCUUGUAAAAGACUAUUUCCCUAAUCUGUAUGUCAAGGUAACUAAACUAGUUAUUAGAGAAAAAUAUAUACCCCCCUGUGGAAUCACAGCAGCAAUGCUGUUUUCUAUACUGUGUUGUAUCACAGCUGCAGAGGUGGAAACCAGGAGGCUAGACGUGGUUAAAAGGCACGGGUUUGACAAUUCUAAUGACAAUAAUGAGAAAAUCCCAAUGAGCAUGUUCUGGCUUCUUCCACAGUUUCUCCUUCUUGGUGCCGUUGAAGGAAUCUCUAAGGACUGCAUUGAUCGAUUCUUCACUAAUCAAGCUCCUACUUCAAUGAAGCGCUACUUGCAACUUUUCAGCUACGGUGUGAUGGGAGCAGGAACUGUGGGUAGUGUUCUUUCAGUUUAUGUUGUGGGAAAGGUGAGUGGAAGUGUAGGGAAACGAAGUUGGUUUCAGGACACAUUGGAUAAAAGUCAAUUGGAUAACUACUACUGGACACUGACAGUGUUGAGUUCUGCAAAUCUUAUUUUGUACAUCUUGGUGGCAAUGUUUUACACCUAUAAAGACCCACCAAGUGAAGAACCUACACAACCUUAGGAAGUUCAUGUGCAUUGUUGUUGUUGUUGUUUCUGUGGUUAGUAUUCUUAGAACGAUUUCAUUUUACAUUCAUUUCCUUGUAUUCUCCAAUUCAAUGUGGCAGUAUUCUUUGUAUUCAUUGACGUUUGUGAAGUGCAAUGAUUCAACAAGCUUAAGUUAUUGAAACAGUAGA